GAUAGAUAGAGAGAGAGAGAGAGACAGCUGUGGUGUGCUGUGCUCUGCGUUCCUUUCAUUCUCAUUCUGAGUCAAUAUAGACACUAAUCAAUCUCUAUUCGGCACUUCAUCGAUCUUCAUUUUCCUGGUGUGAAUUUCUAUUCAUCGAUCUGUAUUAGUGAAGGUUUCGGCGUUAGAUCUGGCGUAUAUUUGAUUGAUCAAUCAAGAGGCAUUGCGUUGAUUUGUGACGGAGGUUACGAUAACGCUCAGAUCUUUACUCGAGGUGCAAAAUCUUUAGGCAUGUCGGCAAUAUCUCUGGGUGACACUAAAACUUGAUUAGUUUCAGUCCAUCGUUCUCAUUUCUCAGCAAACAAAGAGGCUAUGGAAUCAGAAGGAGAAACUGGGGGGAAGUCCUUGAAGAGCUUGGGUGGUCAGGUCUGCCAGAUCUGUGGUGAUAAUGUUGGCACAACUGUGGAGGGUGAACCAUUUGUUGCUUGCGAUGUCUGUGCAUUUCCUGUCUGCAGGCCGUGCUACGAGUACGAGAGGAAGGACGGAAAUCAGUCUUGCCCUCAAUGCAAGACCAGAUAUAAAAGACAUAAAGGAAGCCCUGCUAUCCGUGGCAGUGGAGAAGAGGAUGGCGAUGCCAAUGAUGGUGCCUGUGAUUUUCGUUACGCUUCAGGGAAUCAAGGCGAGAAGCAGAAAGUUGUGGAGCGCAUGUUGAGCUGGCAAAUGGCGUAUGGACGAGGGGAAGAUAUUGGGGCUCCAAACUAUGAUAAAGAGGUCUCUCAGAACCACAUUCCUUUGCUCACAAAUGGACAAGAGGUUUCUGGAGAGUUGUCGGCAGCAUCACCUGAACGUCUUUCAGUGGCGUCUCCUGGACCUGGUGGUGGAGGAAAACCUAAUAUCAGGGUUGUCGAUCCAGUGAGGGAGUUUGGAUCCCCAGGAUUAGGUAACGUAGCAUGGAAAGAGAGAGUUGAUGGCUGGAAGAUGAAGCAGGAGAAGAAUGUUGUUCCUAUGACUACUAGCCAUACUGCUUCAGAAAGAGGUGGAGAUAUUGAUGCCAGUACAGAUGUGCUGGUGGAUGACUCAUUACUGAAUGAUGAAGCUCGGCAGCCUCUUUCAAGGAAGGUUUCUGUUCCAUCAUCCAGGAUAAACCCUUACAGGAUGGUUAUUGUCCUGCGGCUCGUUAUUCUCAGCAUUUUCCUGCACUAUCGGCUAACAAAUCCUGUUCAAAAUGCCUAUGCACUGUGGCUUAUAUCAGUGAUAUGUGAGAUUUGGUUUGCAGGAUCAUGGAUUCUGGAUCAGUUCCCCAAGUGGGCACCUGUGAACCGUGAAACAUAUCUUGACAGGCUUGCACUUAGAUAUGACAGAGAAGGAGAACCAUCACAAUUAGCAGCUGUUGACAUUUUUGUCAGUACUGUUGACCCUUUAAAGGAGCCUCCUCUUGUUACAGCCAAUACUGUCCUAUCCAUUCUUGCAGUUGACUAUCCAGUUGACAAGGUCUCGUGCUAUGUCUCUGAUGAUGGUUCUGCAAUGUUAACAUUUGAAGCUCUGUCUGAAACAUCAGAAUUUUCUAGGAAGUGGGUUCCUUUCUGCAAGAAGUAUAACAUUGAGCCCAGGGCUCCAGAAUGGUAUUUUGCUCAAAAGAUAGACUACCUGAAAGAUAAAGUUCAGCCAUCAUUUGUCAAAGAUCGUAGGGCUAUGAAGAGAGAAUAUGAAGAGUUUAAAAUCCGUGUUAAUGGACUUGUUGCCAAGGCCCAGAAAGUUCCUGAAGAAGGAUGGAUCAUGCAAGAUGGUACACCAUGGCCUGGAAAUAACACCAGGGAUCAUCCAGGAAUGAUCCAGGUUUUCUUAGGCCAAAGUGGAGGGCUUGACAGUGACGGUAAUGAGCUGCCACGGUUAGUCUAUGUUUCUCGUGAGAAGCGUCCGGGCUUCCAACAUCACAAGAAAGCCGGGGCCAUGAAUUCACUAGUUCGCGUAUCGGCAGUCCUUACAAAUGGACCCUUCUUGUUGAAUCUUGAUUGUGAUCACUACAUUAAUAAUAGCAAGGCAUUGAGAGAAGCAAUGUGUUUUAUGAUGGAUCCAAACCUUGGAAAAUAUGUCUGUUAUGUUCAGUUUCCACAGAGAUUUGAUGGAAUUGAUAGGAAUGAUCGAUAUGCCAACCGUAACACUGUUUUCUUUGAUAUAAACUUGAGAGGUUUGGAUGGCAUUCAAGGCCCUGUUUAUGUGGGUACUGGAUGUGUUUUCAAUAGAACUGCUUUAUACGGUUAUGAGCCUCCUCUCAAACCCAAGCAUAAAAAGCCAGGGUUGCUCUCAUCAUUGUGCGGUGGAUCACGAAAAAAAAGUUCUAAAUCAAGUAAGAAGAGCUCAGAGAAAAAGAAAUCUAGCAAGCAUGUUGACCCUACUGUGCCAGUAUUCAAUUUGGAGGAUAUAGAAGAAGGGGUGGAAGGUGCUGGAUUUGAUGAUGAGAAGUCAUUGCUUAUGUCACAAAUGAGCCUUGAGAAAAGAUUUGGUCAGUCCGCUGUUUUUGUUGCAUCCACAUUGAUGGAGAAUGGUGGUGUUCCUCAAUCAGCAACGCCAGAAAAUCUUCUUAAAGAGGCAAUUCAUGUUAUCAGUUGUGGGUACGAGGAUAAAACGGAAUGGGGAAGUGAGAUAGGAUGGAUCUAUGGUUCGGUCACAGAAGAUAUUCUUACAGGAUUCAAGAUGCAUGCCCGUGGUUGGCGAUCAAUUUAUUGCAUGCCUAAGCGAUCAGCUUUUAAAGGGUCUGCUCCUAUUAAUCUGUCGGAUCGUCUGAACCAAGUGCUUCGUUGGGCUUUGGGUUCUGUUGAAAUUCUUUUCAGUCGACACUGCCCCAUAUGGUAUGGUUAUGGAGGAAGGCUGAAAUGGCUUGAAAGGUUUGCAUAUGUAAAUACUACCAUUUACCCGAUCACUGCCAUUCCUCUUCUUCUUUAUUGUACUUUGCCAGCUGUCUGCCUGCUUACUGGAAAGUUCAUAAUUCCACAGAUUAGUAACUUUGCUAGUAUUUGGUUCAUAUCCCUCUUUCUUUCCAUCUUUGCCACUGGCAUACUGGAGAUGAGAUGGAGUGGUGUGAGAAUAGAUGAAUGGUGGAGGAACGAGCAGUUCUGGGUCAUUGGUGGUGUUUCAGCCCAUCUUUUUGCUGUUUUCCAAGGUCUGCUUAAAGUGCUUGCUGGAAUUGACACCAACUUCACCGUCACAUCCAAGGCGUCAGAUGAGGAUGGGGAUUUUACCGAAUUGUACAUGUUCAAAUGGACAACUCUCCUGAUUCCACCAACAACCCUCCUCAUUGUAAACUUGGUAGGUGUUGUUGCAGGCAUCUCGUAUGCCAUUAACAGUGGUUACCAGUCAUGGGGUCCACUCUUUGGCAAACUGUUCUUUGCAUUUUGGGUGAUUGUUCAUCUCUAUCCCUUCCUCAAAGGGCUGAUGGGGCGCCAGAACCGGACACCCACUAUCGUCGUCGUAUGGUCCAUUCUCCUUGCUUCCAUUUUCUCUUUAUUAUGGGUGCGGAUUGACCCCUUUACCACCCAGGUUACUGGUCCAGAUGUUGAGGUGUGCGGUAUCAACUGCUAAUAGAGAACGCCACUGGGGAUAGGAUGAAUUCAAUCUGGAUUUCCUCUAUAUGUUUUGGGAGUUGGUUCUAAUGUGAUCCCCUCUGGUGCUUGUUUGUUCCCAUCUGGCUGCCAACCAAGUUGUCUAUGUUUUGCCAAUGAGAGGAGCAAUCUUGUAAGUUUGCUAUGAUCGAUGUUAUGUAUUAAUUUUUUUUUUUCCCCAUUUUCGUUGUUUUUUCGUAUUGUAAUCUGUUGGAUUGAAUGGAAUAACAUAUAUUCAUUAGUUUAUUAUACUGCAAAUGCUAUAGGACUAAGGUAUGAAUCUAUACACAAUCCUACAU
Ilex paraguariensis (yerba mate) is the source of this 3886-nucleotide messenger RNA. NCBI's taxonomy places the organism in Eukaryota, Viridiplantae, Streptophyta, Magnoliopsida, Aquifoliales, Aquifoliaceae. The record is from the annotation of a GenBank genome assembly.